Molecule: messenger RNA, 756 nt
Organism: Aphanomyces invadans
Lineage: Eukaryota; Oomycota; Saprolegniomycetes; Saprolegniales; Verrucalvaceae
Exons: 3
Coding region: 1-756 (251 amino acids)
Molecular function (GO): nucleic acid binding
Source: RefSeq, a predicted model, not a curated record
AUGAACAUCCGCCAAGCCAUGACAGCUGCUGGACGUGCCCAAGCUGACGGAGCUACGGAGCGCCAAAAUAGAACUCUUGAAGAUGCCCUACGUUGCCAAGUGUCUUACCUCGGAGACGACUGGUUCGACCACUUAGCGACGAUUGAGUAUGCCCACCAAGGACUCGUACAAGCUCAACGGGACUUUCGCAAUUUCAAGUUGACACCGGAAGAAUUUUGCGCAACCCAAUCAUUGACGCAGUUUUGCCUAAAAGAAAAUCUCAAAGCUGCCCGAGCAAAACAAAAGGAGCAUUAUGACCGCAAACGAUCGCAAGUUACCUUCAAGCCCAAAGACUAUGUUAUGCUUGCAACCCGCAACCUGACACUCAAGCAUGCCCAGCAGUCAAGCUCCAACGAACGCCCCAAGCUCUUGCCCGCCAAUAUAUCGCGAAUUCACGAUGUCUUCAACGUUGACCGCCUCAAGCCAUACCGUUCCAAUGAUCCCAAGUUUGCAGCCCGUCCGAUUCCCAAUGCUACGCCAAUCAUCCUCGACGACGAAACGAAUGAAGAACUUUUCAUUGUUGAAAGUCUGCUGAAGAAGCGUCAGUUCAACCGCAAGCCCGAGUUUCUCGUCAAGUGGCAUGGUCAGCUUGAAAGCGAAGCCACGUGGGAACUCGCCAAGAACAUCAAGCAUGUCUUCCAUUUCCCUCAACUUCUCCAAGACCUACAACGCCGCAGUUCGCCUUUGCGGACACCACCAAACGAACGGACCAUGUGA